Molecule: messenger RNA, 1712 nt
Organism: Setaria italica (foxtail millet)
Lineage: Eukaryota; Viridiplantae; Streptophyta; Magnoliopsida; Poales; Poaceae
Exons: 3
Coding region: 349-1452 (367 amino acids)
Molecular function (GO): protein binding
Source: RefSeq, a predicted model, not a curated record
CCGGCCCCGCAAUCAGAUUCCGCCCUCCUCGCCGACCUCGACGCCCAGCUCCGCGCCUUGAGGGGCCACUUGCUGUCUCAAGCCGACCCGGGCCUCCUCGUCCAGGCCGUGGAUCGCCUGCGCGAUGCGGUCGCCAGAUUCGCCGCCCAGGGCGACGCCAACCGCACGCCCGUGCUCCGACCGCUCGGGGACCUCGCAGACUAUCUCGGUGCCUGGGCUCGCCACGCCGUGCGGGACCUCACCCUUAGCUCGCCAAGGAAGAAGCAGGCGCCUUCCAAGAACAACACCAAUUCAGAUGUGGCCAAGCCUGCUGCUGCUACACGUCCUCAGCCGCAACAACAAAGUGGAAUGCUGCACUUUGACGAGGAUGGCAGUGCAGGAAUGGGCGCUCAGGCGAACCUGGGAGAUGCUCGCUUGGAGAGACUAGUGUUCAAGCACAGGAAUGCUUCUCCCAGGUUUUCCACCGAAUCCGUGCAGUCAUCUUUCCUGGAGAGGACGCUUGAAAUUCGGGACAGGUCCUACAGGUUCAAUAUUGAGCGCCGUGACGGUGGUAGCCAAGUCAGUGAAGCACAGCACAGGGCAGAUGGACGCUUUGCCGACAAUGCUGCCCCUUUGGAUCCUGCGUGUGAUGAAAGUGCCGCUACUGAUUCGGAUGAAAGCGCCGCUACUGAUUUGGAUGGCGAGGAGUUCAGCCGUUAUGUCAAGGAGGCUGCAGAGCUGUUGAGCAAGGCCAAGGUGGCCAUGGCUGAUGAAGAGACUGCAGACGCGCUGCUGUACAAAUCAGCUAGGCUCCUUUCUGCAGCUGUAGCUUUGAGGCCAACAAGUCUGGUAGCUGUGGGUCAGCUUGGGAACACCUACCUGCUCCACGGAGAGCUCAAGCUCAAGAUUAGUCGCGAGCUCAGAACGCUCUUGGCCAGCAGCGGGGCUUUUCUCAAUGGAAGAGAGCGUGUUUCACGGUCCAGGAAGGUAGAUAGCACAAUCUUAAGCACGGACAACAUUUCAUCAGCCCUUGUUGAUGUAUGUGAAGAAUGUGAAAGCCUCCUUGUUGAGGCUGGCAGAAGCUACAGGACUGCCCUUUCGAUAGAUUCGGGUGACGUCAAGGCAUUGUACAACUGGGGGCUGGCACUUAUUUUCCGGGCGCAGUUACUUGCAGAUAUCGGACCGGAAGCAGCAGUUGAUGCUGACCAGGUGUAUCUGGCUGCAAUUGAUAAGUUUGAUGCCAUGCUGUCGAGAAGCAACACUUACGCCCCAGAAGCUCUCUACAGAUGGGGCACCGCACUGCAGCAGCGAUCGCAUCUGCGGCCUCGGAACAACAGGGAGAAGAUAAGGCUUCUGGAGCAGGCAAAGAGCUUGUUCGAAGACGUGCUGUAUGUGGAAGCAGAUAACAAGAUGGUGAGGGAAGCGCUGUCAUCAUGCAUAUCAGAGCUCAACUACCAUGGCCGAUGGCUAUAGCCUGUUGUUUGCUUUGGCAGUGCAGUUGCCUAUAUAUGUGCUCCCUAUAAGGAAUUCAGGAUUGCCGGAUGGAUCAGGAAAGCUAGAAGCCAAUGUCUAUGUUUUUAGCUAGUGCUGGUUGAUAGCAUACAAUGCAACAGGAUUGUAUGGCUUGAUCGAAUAGUACAACGAACGAAUAAAACCCACGGUCAAUUUUGAGUUGAAAGAUGCACGCGUGAUGUAAUUUUGUCUGUUUUUAGUUAAGUUAAAGCAGGUUGUUA